This is a messenger RNA of Cyclospora cayetanensis, 2700 nucleotides long. RefSeq lists its product as uncharacterized. The coding region runs from base 1 to 2700 and encodes 899 amino acids. The transcript has 7 exons. NCBI's taxonomy places the organism in Eukaryota, Apicomplexa, Conoidasida, Eucoccidiorida, Eimeriidae. The record is from RefSeq and is a predicted model, not a curated record.
AUGGCGUGCCGGCAAAGGCACGCCUGCUGGCUAGCACCCCUAAAGGACCUCAGUAUCGGGCAGACUGCUCCUAGGAGGCAACAGCCGCCGCGCCUCAGCGCGCGGAGACACUCCACGCAGCAACGCCAGGAAGGAAGCCAGCUGCAAGGAUUCCCCGUGAGGGCCUCUGAAGGGCACAAUCCCACGUCACAACGUCACGCUUGCCUUCAAGAAAAGCUGCAGAAACUCUUUGAAGCCGCGGGGCCCUGGGCCUGGGGGCCCCUCGUAAUCGCGGCGCUGCAGGAGUGCAGCAGCAGCAGCAGCAGCAGCGACGCUUGCCUCUCACACGCUGCACAAGGCGGUGAAUCCCUCGGUGGGAUCACCCCAGGAGCAGAGCUUCAGCGGCAGCACCGCGAGCUGUUGCGGAGACUUUGCCACGCUUUCGAGGCGGCGGAAGCCUCAGGCCAGUCUGCUGAGGAGCGCCUUGCAGCCGUCGCUGCUGCAGCAGAGGCUCAUCUGAGGGCAGUGUGUCUGAAAACUUCCUUACGGGAUACAGCCCACUUUAUAUCUUCUCUGAGUCGACUGAGCAGCAGCAACUCAGGCCUCUGCAGCACAGUCGCGAGGCGCCUUCUUGACACGCGAGCGUGCGAGCAGUUAUUUGUUGCUUCAACCGAGGCAGCCAUACAGCAGCUCACGCGGCAGAUUGCAGACGGCAGCCCUCCAGACGUCUUGGGAGGCUUGAAGCUGCCCCCCGCAUCCUGCGGCGCGAAGGCAGCUUCACACGGGAGCCUUGCCCAGGCUGUUUGCGGGAAGGGGACUCGUGCGACCAAUUCACAGAUUGGAGACAGCCUUGCGCAGACUCCUUUGCCGCACGCUGAAUCCUCGGCUGUCGGAGCCAGUGGUGGUGUGCCUUCCAGCGUCAGGGAUGCCGCAGCACAGGCCCUUGGAGCUGCAGCUGCAGAAAUUGCAGCUGCUGCUGCUGCGAACCGCCUGCGGAGUCACGGCGUGUCUACUGCGCUCCUGUGGGGGGUCGUGGCGAGGGGUUGGGCCCCCCAAGAGUUUGAGAAUAGGCCCCUUCAGCAGCUGGUGAAGCUCUCUGAGCUGCUGCUACAGCGGCAGGAGCAGCUGCUCCAGCCUCUGGUCAGCAGAGUGCAGCAGCUGCGGCAGUGGCAGCCGUUCCUGUUGCCAGAAAAACAGCAGAGCGAGCUCAGGAGAAGCUUGCUUCUGCACGAUUCCAUCUCAUGGUUUCUGUUCUGCGCUGGAAUUGUGCAGAGACUAUCUGCUUCUAUGGCUCAGAGGGCCCUCUGGCUCCUUCUGCACGUCGAAGGCGGGAGGAGGUCGCCGCAGCAGACACCUCAAAGUGGUGGAUUAGUGCUGCAGCAACACGACAUCGCCUCUCUGAAGGCCUUGCAGAGGCUCAUUGCUGCUGCUGCGCAGCUGGACGGCAUGAGAGGGCCUUUCUCGCCCUUGGAGAACCCCUCACCGCCUUCGGGGAAGGCGGUGCAAACUCAGGGGGCCCCUGAGAAUUCUCCAAGAUGCAGACAGCCAGCUUUGGCUUGUCUUGUGGACUUAGUGAACGCUUUGGUGCGACUCCGCAGCGACUCGGUAGAGGCCUCGCGGGUGCUGUCGCAGCUGCCACGACAUUUGGCAGGGAGCGCAGCAGGUGCAGGUGGGAGAUACGGCGAAGUCUUUUAUCGGCCGUCUGGUGCUUCCUUCUGCGGAGAGGGUGCAGCAGAGUGCACUGCGGCUGCUUCCGCCUCCAGAGAUUCUGCCACAGACACCUUCGGGGGGAUUCCCACCGCAGCUACACCGAAAGAAGCAAGCAGAGAAGAAGCACUGGCGGCAGAGGCACCUACAGGAAGGCCCUUCAUGGAAGCUUUGCCGUUGCAGCUGACACCUUCGCAGGUGCUAAGUCUGUUGGGAGCUGUGGCGAGGCUGCAGCUGCUAGGCAGGACGAGAGAAGCGCCAGGCAACAGGGAUAUGGGAAGUAGGGAGCACGCAGGCUGUAGACGGGGAGUGACACACCCUAGUGUGUUGUCAGCUUCGGAUAAAAAUAGCGAAGCUCGAGAAAACAGAGACCGCUCUGCUGCCUGGAAGAGCGCCGCCGUAUAUACGCGAGUUGCAGCAGCAGCUGCUGUUUCUGCUGCUGCUGUUGCUACUCCGCAUCAGCAGCGCCUGCCGCUGCUCCCCGCUGCAGCCAUGAGUGCACAUACCCACUGCGCCCUCUGCCUGAAUUACGCUGUUGCCGCUCUUGUCACGGGGCAAGAGGCCAAUGUAUUGCUGAAGGAGGCCUUGCUGCAACGCCUCCUCCAGCUGCUACAACUCACGCUUACAGCAGCACUUCCAUCAGUCGGCCCCUUGGCGGCAACCUUCGAGGCAUGUCUUCCAGCUGCAACAACACCUGCGCUGACAUCUCCCGCUAAAGCGCUCCAGCUAUUUGAGGCAUCCGAGGAGUUCCCCGCAUUCAAACGAUGGCGUCUACACCACCAACGCCAGGCGCCUGCUCUCACCGAUCGCCGUGAGUUGCUCCCUCCAACGAGCUGCUCUCCGAUGCAACGCCAGGUGCAGCAGACGGUUGGGGCCCUAGUAGGGCCCCGUGGAAGCUCUGCAGAGAUGGGCCCUCGGCAGAUUGAGGCAGAGCACAAAGUAGGGUGUCUGUACACCGUAGACAUCUUGCUGUUUCCAGCAAAAACAAGGGCUGGGGCACAAAUGUACGUAUAG